Chanos chanos (milkfish) is the source of this 2910-nucleotide messenger RNA. It is a transcript of the gene afg3l1, whose product is annotated as AFG3-like AAA ATPase 1. NCBI's taxonomy places the organism in Eukaryota, Metazoa, Chordata, Actinopteri, Gonorynchiformes, Chanidae. Gene Ontology annotation, cellular component: m-AAA complex; membrane. The coding region runs from base 108 to 2417 and encodes 769 amino acids. Gene Ontology annotation, biological process: mitochondrial protein processing. Gene Ontology annotation, molecular function: metalloendopeptidase activity; zinc ion binding; ATP binding. The record is from RefSeq and is a predicted model, not a curated record. The transcript is spliced from 16 exons.
GGUGACAUUCUCGCUGGCCGUUAUUCAACUAGGUACAGAAUCAGUUAAAGCUGGUGAGGGAAAGCAAUAAUUUUAAGUUUUAAAAGAAGGCAGGCAGCGGCACGAGAAUGGCUCUGAUGAUAGGGCUACUCUCGGUGGCUGCUUCGCCUCUGCGGUUAGCCGCGAGAGCUUUGGGAAGAUCCAGUUUGGUCACCGCUCGGAAGCUGUCGUCGCCAGUGUACACUGGCUGUAUUCCUAGGGUCUUAGCUGUAAAUCGCCUUAGUCCGCUCUCAUCUCUCGGGAGUGCUUAUUCCUCCACGUUGUUUUAUUCCACGGAGCCACCAAAAGAUGGGAAAGCCAGUGGGCCGGACCGGAGCAGAGGAGGAGGAGGAGGAGGAGGAAGAAAAGGAGGGAAGAAAGACUGGAAGAGUCGAAUCCAGCAGGGGGAUAUCCCAUGGGACGAUAAGGAUUUUCGCUACGUCGCAGUAGCAGCAGGCGGAGUGGCCUCUGUGCUGCUGUAUCUCUACCUGAGGGACCCAGGCAAAGAGAUCACCUGGAAGGACUUUGUACAUCGCUACCUGGGCAUGGGACUGGUUGACCGUUUGGAGGUUGUGAACAAGCAGUUUGUAAGGGUUAUUUUAGUGCCAGGAGCAGACAGAUCAGAAACGAGCUAUGUGUGGUUUAACAUUGGCAGUGUUGAUACCUUUGAGAGGAACCUGGAGGCAGCCCACUAUGAACUGGGACUGGAGCCCUCUCACAGGGCAGCAGUGGUAUACACCUCUGAGAGUGACGGGUCCUUCUUAAUGAGCAUCAUUCCCACCCUGCUGCUGAUUGGCUUUCUGCUCUUCACCCUCCGACGGGGGCCAAUGGGUGGAGGUGUAGGAGGCGGGAGGGGAGGGCCAUUUAGCAUGAGCGAAUCAACGGCGAAGAUGAUGAAGGACAACAUCGACGUUAAGUUUAAGGACGUGGCAGGCUGUGAGGAGGCCAAACUGGAAAUCAUGGAGUUUGUCAACUUCCUAAAGAACCCACAGCAAUAUCAGGAUCUGGGGGCGAAAAUCCCGAAGGGCGCUGUGUUGUCAGGACCUCCAGGCACAGGGAAGACUCUGCUGGCCAAAGCCACGGCCGGAGAGGCCAACGUCCCUUUCAUCACCGUGAAUGGCUCCGAAUUCCUCGAGAUGUUUGUGGGAGUUGGGCCUGCCAGGGUGAGGGACAUGUUCGCUAUGGCGCGAAAAAACGCCCCCUGCAUUCUGUUCAUCGAUGAGAUUGAUGCAGUGGGCAGGAAGAGGGGGGGUGGAAACUUUGGGGGCCAGAGCGAGCAGGAGAACACACUCAACCAGCUAUUGGUGGAGAUGGACGGGUUCAACACCAGCACUAACGUGGUUGUCCUGGCUGGUACCAACAGGCCAGAUAUCCUGGAUCCGGCCCUGAUGAGACCUGGCCGAUUCGACAGGCAGAUUUACAUAGGUCCUCCUGAUAUCAAAGGCCGAGCGUCCAUCUUUAAAGUCCAUCUGCGACCUCUAAAACUGGAUCCCAGCAUGGACCUUGACGCACUGGCCAGGAAAAUGGCUGCGGCCACUCCAGGCUUUACUGGAGCUGACAUUGCAAACGUGUGUAAUGAAGCUGCCCUCAUUGCUGCCAGGCAUCUAAACGAAGCCGUUAACGCUAAGCACUUUGAGCAGGCCAUUGACAGAGUGAUAGGAGGUCUGGAGAAGAAGACCCAGGUUUUGCAGCCCACUGAGAAGAAGACAGUAGCGUACCAUGAGGCGGGUCAUGCUGUAGUGGGUUGGUUCCUGGAACAUGCUGACCCUCUGCUCAAGGUGUCAAUCAUCCCGAGGGGAAAAGGUUUGGGUUAUGCCCAGUACCUGCCCAAAGAGCAGUACCUGUACACGCGGGAGCAGCUGUUUGACAGGAUGUGCAUGAUGCUGGGAGGACGUGUGGCAGAACAGGUUUUUUUCGGCAGGAUCACCACUGGAGCGCAGGACGACCUGAAAAAGGUCACGCAGUCUGCCUACGCACAGAUUGUACAGUUUGGGAUGAGUGAUAAAGUAGGACAGGUUUCCUUUGACCUGCCGCGGCAGGGGGAGAUGGUUCUGGAAAAGCCCUACAGUGAGGCCACAGCGGAGCUGAUUGAUGAUGAGGUCAGAGAGCUGGUUAACCAGGCCUUCCAGAGAACAUUGGACCUCAUCACCGAGAAACGGGAACAGGUUGACAUGGUGGGGAAACGUCUGUUGGAGAAGGAGGUGCUAGACAAAGCCGACAUGCUGGAGCUCCUCGGGCCCCGGCCAUUUGAGGAGAAGUCCACUUACGAGGAGUUUGUGGAGGGGACUGGGAGUUUUGAGGAGGACACCAGCCUCCCUCAGGGCCUGAAGGACUGGAAUCAGGAAAGAAGAGAAGCCCAGGAAGAGGAACACUCCUCACAGGAGAAACAGGCAGCCUAGACUGUCCUUGGACCUAUUCUGCUCCUCUCUCUUCCUCCCUAACCCAGGUGCCCAAUAAGCCAGUGAGACAGCAUCUGGGGUACUCCUGACCAUGGAAGGAAAAUGUUUGAAUUUGGCUUUUAUUGAGUUUGUUUUCUCUGAUAGUGCUACAAUGGGUCUCAAACUUCAAAUGCCUUAAGAUCAUUAAUACUGAUGUAAAACCUGGUAAACCUCAAACCCUCUGUUACCGAUUUACAGAAUAACCACAGACCUCUGCUGCUGUGUUAUUAAUGGUCUUUACAAUUUUAAACAAUGUCCUGGACUGAUGUAGGUACUUUCACUGGUUUCACUUUUUCACCAUCAAAAAACCUGACUUUCCUUCUUUCCUCAAGAAAGGAGAUGUUGUAUUUUUCUUUUUUGUACAGUGUGCUUCCUUUCUCUUUGCAGACCUUUUAGAGGAAGCCUGUGUGUCACAAUGCGAAUUCUUAUUUAAUUCAAUUAAAGCGGUUUGUUC